Molecule: messenger RNA, 1502 nt
Organism: Odobenus rosmarus divergens (Pacific walrus)
Lineage: Eukaryota; Metazoa; Chordata; Mammalia; Carnivora; Odobenidae
Gene: OXTR
Product: oxytocin receptor
Exons: 3
Coding region: 188-1345 (385 amino acids)
Biological process (GO): regulation of systemic arterial blood pressure by vasopressin; G protein-coupled receptor signaling pathway; female pregnancy
Cellular component (GO): membrane
Molecular function (GO): oxytocin receptor activity; vasopressin receptor activity; peptide binding
Source: RefSeq, a predicted model, not a curated record
AGAUUCCCGCUCAUUUCCAGUGGCUCAGAGGAGGCUCGGACCAGCAAAUCGGCCCUCUGGAGUUUCAGGGAGUGGAACCCGAGGAGGGCCCCCCACCCCCGCCACCCCCAGGCGCGUCGGGCCCCACCCCGCCGCACUGCUCCUUAAAGGGCUUGAAGACCAGGGGCGCACGGCAGCAGCCACGGUCAUGGAGGGCGCGCUGGUGGCCAACUGGACCGCGGAGGCGGUCAACGGCAGCGAGGCGCCUCCGGAAGCCGAGGGCAACCGCACCGCCGGGCCCCCGCAGCGCAACGAGGCCCUGGCGCGCGUGGAGGUGGCCGUGCUGUGCCUCAUCCUCUUCCUGGCGCUGAGCGGCAACGCGUGCGUGCUCCUGGCGCUGCGCACCACGCGCCACAAGCACUCGCGCCUCUUCUUCUUCAUGAAGCACCUGAGCAUAGCCGACCUGGUGGUGGCAGUGUUCCAGGUGCUGCCGCAACUUCUGUGGGACAUCACCUUCCGCUUCUACGGGCCCGACCUGCUGUGCCGCCUGGUCAAGUACCUGCAGGUGGUGGGCAUGUUCGCCUCCACCUACCUGCUGCUGCUCAUGUCUCUCGACCGCUGCCUGGCCAUCUGCCAGCCCCUGCGGGCGCUGCGGCGCCGCGCGGACCGCCUGGCCGUGCUCGCCACGUGGCUGGGCUGCCUGGUGGCCAGCGCGCCGCAAGUGCACAUCUUCUCGCUGCGCGAGGUGGCCGACGGCGUCUUCGACUGCUGGGCCGUCUUCAUCCAGCCGUGGGGGCCCAAGGCCUACAUCACGUGGAUCACACUCGCGGUCUACAUCGUGCCUGUCAUCGUGCUCGCCGCCUGCUACGGCCUCAUCAGCUUCAAGAUCUGGCAGAACUUGCGACUCAAGACGGCGGCGGCGGCGGCGGCGGCUGCGGCUGCAGAGGGGCCGGAGGGCGCGGCUCUGGCACGGGUCAGCAGCGUCAAGCUCAUCUCCAAGGCCAAGAUCCGCACGGUUAAGAUGACCUUCAUUAUCGUGCUGGCCUUCAUCGUGUGCUGGACGCCAUUCUUCUUCGUGCAGAUGUGGAGCGUCUGGGACGCCAAUGCGCCCAAGGAAGCCUCGGCUUUCAUCAUAGCCAUGCUCCUGGCCAGCCUCAACAGCUGCUGCAACCCUUGGAUCUACAUGCUCUUCACCGGCCACCUCUUCCACGAACUUGUACAACGCUUCCUCUGCUGCUCCUCCGGCUUCCUGAAGGGCAACCGGCCGGGAGAGACCAGCGUCAGCAAAAAGAGCAACUCAUCUACCUUUGUCCUGAGCUGCCACAGCUCCAGCCAGAGGAGCUGCUCGCAGCCAUCCACAGUGUGACUGGGCUGGGCCAGGACUGCCUCCCGUGGCUCAGUUUGUGCCGACGUAGACAGUCCGCCUCUUGGUGGCCGUGUGCUUGUGUGUAUAAGGUACCUUUCAGUUUGCACCCUUCCACACCUUGGGGUAGCUUGAGUGGGGUGGGAAAUUCUGGCAUGGG